Molecule: messenger RNA, 1218 nt
Organism: Aspergillus steynii IBT 23096
Lineage: Eukaryota; Fungi; Ascomycota; Eurotiomycetes; Eurotiales; Aspergillaceae
Exons: 7
Coding region: 1-1218 (405 amino acids)
Source: RefSeq, a predicted model, not a curated record
AUGACUGUUCCUCCUGCCUACUCGACUGAGGACGCACCUCCCUCCUAUGACGAGGUCGCGGGCAAGGUCGACAAACUAGUCGGCGGGAGCACCAGCCCUCAGAAAUACCUGGACGUUGCAGCUUCUCUGACUGAUGAGGAGCGUAAGGUCCUCCAGGAUGGUGCUGAGGAACAUAACCCCAUCAAGACCGAUGAGGACAAGAAAAAGCUGUCCCUUGGAGCGGCAGUGACCAUGUCAACGGAUGAGGUGGUGGGCAAGUUGAAAGAGGACGCCAGCAAAGCCAGCGCGGCAGUGGUUGCAAUCGACGGCUCCUUCACGGCGUUGCAGGUGCAGAUUGCGAGUAUCGAUCAGCUUGAACAGACCAAUUUCCUGACGCAGCUCAACAAUCAUAAAACAUCGUAUCAGGAUGUCCUGCAGCAGAGUCGCAACCUUGCCGCUGAUAUCAGUCAGUAUGGAUCAAGCUUUGAUCAACUGAUCGUGCCACUUUGUGCUGAUGAGAGCUUAACUGUGGAACAACGGACGGAGCAAAUCGAUAGAUUCAUCACGAAAGCCGACGACUUCGAGACGCAAGGAAACGAAAUCAACAAGAAUUUCGAAAGCCUCAUCAACAACUUCGUUUCAUUCACAUCGCAGUUCUCGCAAUGGGGAAAGGACAAAGAGCAGCAGCUCAAUGAUGAGAUCGCAGAAAUCGACAACCAGCUCGUGGAAUUGACCAAAAAGUUGGCAGACCUGCAGACUUCUCUAAUCUCCCUAGGGGUCGGUCUGGGAGUGGGAUUGACCGUCGCUGGCAUCGGCCUGGCUUUGUCAGGGCCCGUUGCCCCAUUCAUCCUGAUCGGCGGCCUCAUUUUCGCUGGAGCAACCGCGGCAUCAGUAGCCGGUAUUGCAAUCGCCAUGGGUGUCGUGGCGAAUCAGAUUGACGAAAAGAAACGCGAGCGAGCUGAAAAGGCUGACGAGAUCGACAAGAUCCAGCUGGCCCGGCGCAACCUGGAAGAUAUGGGGGAUUCGCAGCUGAUAGUCUUCCGGGACAAUGUGAAGGUCCUCCAGUCCUACUGGACUUCCAUGCAGGCAGACGCCAGAGAGAUUAAGGGUUGGCUGCAGAAUGGAGCGGAUUUGGCGUCCAUGCCUUCUUACAUGAAGUCUGCUCUCGAUAAUGCGGUCACCGUCUAUGCGUCUAUGGCUCAGUAUAUGGACGAAUAUGCGAAAGGGACUCAGAUUUAG